UAUACAACAAGGCCACACGCCAAGUUGGAGUCUUAUGUCGGCCAUCCCAAUAUAUGGUGUUCGGCGGUGUUGGCCCCAUUCCCCGACCACAAGCCUCUUUCUGGAGUCCUUCUCUUUAUUUAGUAAAUGCCGUUUUCUUUAUUUUCUUUAAGAUUUGCAAUUUUUUGGCGAUUUUUAAGCAAGAAGCCCAUGAUUUAAUCACAACCAAAUGACGUGAUAACCCAAAAAAUUUCGCAAAGAAAAAAGAAGAGAGAGGAAUUAGGAAACCCCAUGAAAUGGGACAAGAUAAACUUGCAGGCAAACAGGACUCCCCAAUAAGAAUUAAGGGAACCUGAGACUCUUUUCAAAGGGUCUUAAUCAAACAACACAAAUUGAAAUCCACCGCCAAGUUGCGAAGGCUCCAUUUAAGCUCACGUGAAAGCCUCUCAGGCUCCUCAGCUACCUUCACAUGCACCACGCAACAGAACAAAAAGCUCCAGUUUUUUAUAACAACUUCAGCAGGAACUAAAACCCCACUUUCUUUUUGUGGCUUUUCGUGUACUGUCAUUUCUCUAAUUGGACUCUGCAAAAUGACCUUUCUUUCUUCUCACCAAUCUCCUUCAUGUCAUCUUUUCAAGUCAUGUCUAACCUUUCUUUUUCUAGCCUUGUUUCAAUCUGACACAGCUUCUUCAGCUCUGAUAAUGAGCAUGAAGAACCACCACGGCCACCACCAACAUAGAAGGCCAAUGUUCCAAACAAACCCAAGUACUUGUGCAUUGUUUAUAGGCACUUGGGUUCGUGAUGAUAGUUACCCAUUGUACCAAUAUUCUAACUGUCCAAUCAUAGAUGCAGAAUUCAACUGCCAAAUGUAUGGAAGACCCGAUUCUGAUUACCUCAAAUAUCGUUGGCAGCCUCUCAAUUGUCAGCUCCCAAGGUUCGAUGGACUUGUGUUUUUGUCGAAAAUGAGAGGGAAAAAUGUGAUGUUUGUUGGUGAUUCCCUUGGAAGGAACCAAUGGGAGUCUUUGAUUUGUAUGAUUUCAGCUUCAGCUCCCCAAUCACAGACUCAGAUGAGCAAAGGAGAUCUUCUCUCCACCUUCAAGUUCCUUGAAUAUGGUUUAUCAAUAUCAUUUUAUAGAGCUCCAUAUUUGGUAGACAUAGAUGUGGUACAAGGGCGGAGAGUUCUAAAGUUAGAGGACAUAGCUGGAAAUGGAAACGCCUGGCGAGUGGCAGACGUGCUGUUAUUCAACACAGGCCACUGGUGGAGUCAUAAAGGAUCUCUCCAAGGGUGGGAUUUGAUUGAAUCGGGGGGUACAUAUUACCAGGACAUGGAUCGUUUGGUUGCUUUGGAGAAAGGGCUGAGAACAUGGGCCAAUUGGGUUGACACCAAUGUCGACAAAACCAGAACCAGAGUCUUUUUCCAGUCCAUUUCCCCCACCCAUUACGAUCCAAGUGAAUGGAGUGCUGGAGCAACAGUGACAACAACGAAAAACUGUUACGGGGAAACAGCGCCAAUGACCGGAACUACAUACCCUGGCACAUACCCUGACCAGAUGAGAGUGGUGGAUGAAGUUAUUAGGGAGAUGCACUUUCCUGCAUAUUUGUUGGACAUAACCAUGCUUUCUGAGCUUAGGAAAGAUGGACACCCCUCAAUUUACAGUGGUGAUUUAAGCCCUGCUCAGAGGGCUAACCCGGACCGGUCAGCUGAUUGUAGCCAUUGGUGCCUUCCUGGAUUGCCAGAUACUUGGAAUGAACUAUUUUAUACUGUGUUGUUCGAUUAGGCUGUAUGUGGUUUACUUCAUUUUAUACUUAGUUACUACUAAUUUGAUUAUAGGUUAGCAGAGGAUGCAAAAAUGCAAUUUACUCUGUGUACCUAUAGCAUCUCUCUCGUCCUUUUAGUCAAAGGUUAGUGUAGCCAUUGUUGUAGAGUAAUACAUAUUGUUUCUCGAGAGAAAUAAGGUAUUUCGUACUUAUUCUCAUGAUGGUAGCUUUGAGAGUGAUUUGUUGCCAGUACCCAUUUAUCACUUUGAAUGAUAUGGGCCAAGAUGGGAGGAAGAAAAGAAAGGAGUAGGGUCUUUUUAAUUUUUCUUCUAUCCGUUCUGUAUUUCCUUUGGUGGGCCAGUUUGAGCCAUUAGAUGGAUAAUGAGGGUUGCUCAAAAAUGAUGCUUGUAUAGUUCCUCAAGUUAAGUCUGAUAUUAAUUUCAAGACUCGUUAAUGCUCCAUUAAACUAGUAGGGACAACAUGUUCUUGUCUGAUUUUGUAUAUGUCCAAGCUGAUUGACAUGACAAUAUCGUGGGGGGCAGGCGCUUUUGCUGUGCAUGUUACUAUGAUGCACCUGAACGGGAA
Durio zibethinus is the source of this 2322-nucleotide messenger RNA. Its product is annotated as protein PMR5-like. The record is from RefSeq and is a predicted model, not a curated record. Gene Ontology annotation, cellular component: Golgi apparatus. NCBI's taxonomy places the organism in Eukaryota, Viridiplantae, Streptophyta, Magnoliopsida, Malvales, Malvaceae. Gene Ontology annotation, molecular function: O-acetyltransferase activity.